AUGUCCGAGUCCAUCAGCGACAGUGGGCGGCCCAAGGUGGUGGACGAGAAGAACCAGCCUGUUGUUGACGGUCAAGAUGUCGAGACCGGCCAUCUUCAGGAGUUGGAGGUUGACCUUGCCGAGGCUUUGGAUGAGGGCAACAAGGAGAUUGAUCUGGAUGCCGAUCACUCACCUUACCCGGAAGUUCGCGCCGUCGUUCCGGAGGUCGACGACCCUAGUAUUCCAGUAAACACACUCCGAAUGUGGGUUAUCGGUUAUGCUUUCACCAUGAUCGGCUCUGGAAUCAACAAUUUCUUUUCACUCCGAUAUCCGUCGGUGCAUAUCGUGGCCCUCGUUGCUGAGCUCUUAGCCUACCCGUGCGGUGUUUUCCUGGCUCAUGUUCUGCCACUUUGGACCAUCAAUCUCGGCCCCCUGGGAAAGUGGUGUAUCAACCCGGAUCGUCAUUUCAACAUAAAGGAGCACACCGUCAUUACCAUCAUGGCCAACGUUUCAAUCGGUUUUGGCAGUGCGGAUGCCACCAGCAUCAUCCAAGCUUACAGUAAAUUCUACGGCUUCCCUAUGCGUGCUGGCCUCAACAUCCUGAUGGUCCUUUGCUGUCAGCUUCUCGGCUUUGGUGUUGCUGGUCUCUCCUCCCCCUGGCUGGUCGCUCCCGCGAAUAUCAUUUGGCCCGGUUCCUUAUCCAUCUGCGCUUUGCUGAGUACUCUCCACUCGCGCGCCAAUGCCGUUGCCAAUGGCUGGAGAAUCACACGUUUACGCUUCUUCAUGUACGUGAUGGUCGGCGCCUUCAUUUGGUGGUGGUUUCCGGGUCUCAUGUUCGUCGCGCUCUCCUACUUCACUUGGGUCUGCUGGAUCGCCCCCAAGAAUCGCAUCGUCAACCAUCUGUUUGGCAUGCAGACGGGCCUUGGCUUGAGCCCAAUCACCUUCGACUGGACGCAGAUUGCCUACAACACCAACCCCUUGCUGUCGCCUUCUUGGGCGGCUCUGAACGUCUUCUUUGGAUUCGUUGGAGCUUUCUGGAUCAUUGUUCCAGCGAUUUACUACACUAACACCUGGUGGACUGGCUAUCUUCCGCUCAUGACUGCCGACGUCUAUGACCGGACGGGCGGAACCUACAACGUCACCACCUUGCUCAAUGACGAUGGAUCUUUCAACGCCACGAGGUACGCCGAUUACUCACCACCAUAUCUUGGAGCAUCGUUCGCUUUUGUUUAUGGUUUGAGUUUCGCGUCUCUUACCUCUGUUCUUGUGCAUGUUGGUCUCUGGCAUGGGAAAGAUAUUUGGAGGACUCUCCGUGUCGGCCAGAAGCUUGAUAUCCAUGGCAGGCUAAUGGAGGCAUACAAGAAGACACCGUGGUGGUGGUACGCCGUUGUUACCGUCAUCACCCUUGCCCUGUCCAUCGUCAUGGUCGAGGUGUAUGAAACGCUUUUGCCAGUGUACGGAAUUGCGUUGGGACUUUUAAUUCCUGCAAUCUACAUGAUUCCAUGCGGAAUCAUUCAGGGAAUUACCAACGUCGACGCUCAGCAGCUCAAUGUCCUCAGCGAGUUCAUCGGCGGUUACAUGUUUCAGGGCAAGCCCUUGGCCAACAUGCUUUUCAAGACACUUUCCCAGGACGUCGUUCAGCAAGGCCUCUUCUUCGCUCAAGACAUGAAGCUCGGCCAUUAUAUGAAGGUCUCGCCGCGUUUGGUUUUUGCGGCACAGGGCAGCGCAACCGUGCUCGGUGCGUUGACCCAAGUCGGCGUCACCACUUGGAUGCUGGGCAAUAUCCAAGACAUUUGCAGCGAGGAUCAGUCAAGCGGGUUCACUUGCCCGAAUGGCCGCACGGUCUUCUCUGCAUCCGUUAUUUGGGGGUUGAUUGGGCCGGCACGCUUGUACAGUGUGGGCAAGAUCUAUUCUGGCCUACUGCAUUUCUUUUGGAUCGGCGCGCUCAUGCCAGUGAUUACGUGGGGAGCUUGGAAAUACACUAAGAAAGACUUUUUCAAGAAGGUUAAUUGGCCAUUGAUCUUCGUUGGUUCAUAUAACGUGCCCCCAGCGACCGGCAUUAAUUACUCCAGUUGGGCCCUUGUCAACUAUAUUUUCAACCACUGGAUCAAGGGGAAGUUUUUCUCUUGGUGGACAAAGUACAACUACGUCCUCGCAGCCGCUCUCGACACAGGCACAGCACUGUCUGGAAUCAUUAUUUUCUUCUGUGUCACGUAUCCAGGAGCUGUAUUUCCUACAUGGUGGGGGAAUGAGGUCUACUCGAAUACAGCUGAUGCUCAAGGUGUGCCAUACUUGGACAUGCCAUCUGUUGGGUAUUUCGGGUACGCGAACGGGACAUGGUCAUAG
Molecule: messenger RNA, 2325 nt
Organism: Lasiodiplodia theobromae
Lineage: Eukaryota; Fungi; Ascomycota; Dothideomycetes; Botryosphaeriales; Botryosphaeriaceae
Product: Small oligopeptide opt family protein
Exons: 3
Coding region: 1-2325 (774 amino acids)
Biological process (GO): transmembrane transport
Molecular function (GO): oligopeptide transmembrane transporter activity
Source: RefSeq, a predicted model, not a curated record